Molecule: messenger RNA, 5215 nt
Organism: Pelobates cultripes (western spadefoot toad)
Lineage: Eukaryota; Metazoa; Chordata; Amphibia; Anura; Pelobatidae
Source: the annotation of a GenBank genome assembly
GUGAUAAAACAUGUUGUUGUUGCUGCUUCCACCUGAACUCAGUCUCACCGGAAGUGGCUGUACUUGCCGCGUGUUAGUAUAAAUAAAGUUUGUUGAAAGAGCACGCCUCUGUUGAUGAUGUCAGUGGACGACGGAAGUGACGUAGCGGCGGCGGUGUGUGGCAGCGCCGGCUCGGCUUCUGGUGUUCCGGGCUAUCGGGCAGCGUACCUGGGCGACCAGACGGCAGCGGAAUCAGCCGAGCGGCUGCGGCUGCCACAGGACCAAUAAAAAAAAAACUACCGGAUUAAGAGUUCAGAUCUCCGGUGGACUGUGAUAGGCUGCGACAUCUGUCGAUCACAACAACAAGGGACCAAUCAGUGGGGGGCUUGGCAGGUCGUACACUGACCAAUCAGCGCGCAGGAGAGGCGGGACUAGAGGGGCUUGCUUUGUGCCGGUGAGUGAAUUUCGGUUCACGUGAUCUAGUCUAUCCAUUAUACUGUAUUAUUUGUAUAAUCAAAAAAAUGAGGGAAUUUAGCAAAUAAAAAAACCAAAACAUGUCUGUUAUAGUAUAUGGGCUGAUUGAUAGCUCUGUAUUGAUCUCUGGGAGCAGCUGGAGUAAGACUUGUUGUAUAGCAGUAGGGGAUGUUUACAUAAUAAACCUAUUUAUGGAUAUUUAUACACAAGGUAACUAGUAUAGUAUUAUUCUGAACUUCACUAGCAAGACAAAGAGAGCUGAACACACAGCACAGUCCAAAGAUCUGUAUAGGGGAAGACUCAUCUUCUUAAACCAGACUUUCAUAAGGUAAAUUUAAUGUUUUCUUUUUUUUCUCUCGUUAAUAUAAUAUUGUAGUUUAGGAUGUUUCGUUGUGUUUAUCUAUUAUUGGCGGUAAGGAAUUUAAAAUAUUGGAACCUCCUAAGGUUAAAAAAAAAAAAAGCUGAAAUGUGAGCUCCUUUCUUUUUGAAGAAUAAAGUCGUGUAGAGGUAGUGAUAGAAAGACCGGUUGGUAAUGCAGUCAGGUUGUUCAAUUCAUAUACAAUUCGUGAAAAUAACAAUCAAAUCAUUAAAGAAAAGACAGGUUUUGUGGCGACAGACGUCAUCCAAAUCUAGUAAGAUAUUCGAAUAUGAGGACCUAGUAACAACAUGACUUAAUACAUUUGAUAAAGUAACAUGUAAGACUUUCAUGUUGGUAAAAUAGUUACGGUUUCUAAUUUCAUGUAUGUCCACUUCCUCGUUUGUAUGAGUUUUUGUUAUUUGGCGUGGAGGGGGAAGGUCUUCUUUUUAAUGAUCUUUUUUUCAGUCCUCAGUCUUUCACAAUUCUACCUCAUUAAUAUUUCUCUUGUUACUGUAUAUAUGUCUAUACCAUUUUUAAUGACUGAUAUAUCUCUUGUUUAUCUGCUCUCAGCAAUGGAGUUCCCAGAUCACAGUCGCCGUAUAUUGCGCAGCCUUCGAGACCAGCAGUCCCAGGGAUUUCUAUGUGAUUGUCAGGUGUCUGUAGGCACUGCCCGUUUCCUGGCCCAUCGUUCUGUUUUGGCUUCCUGCAGCCCUUUUUUCCACAUGUCCUGCAGGGAACGUCCAGAAACAAGAGACCUUACGUUGAACAAUCAGAUAGUCACAGCUCCAGCCUUCUCUUUGCUUCUCAACUUCAUGUACUGUGGAUGUCUCAGCUUUCAGGAAGCUCCCACUGAAGAUGUCCUGGCAGCAGCCAGUUAUUUGCACAUGGACGAGGUGGUGAGGGUCUGCAAAAAAAGGUUGCAGGGUCGAGCACCAGCAGAGGCCGAUAGUACUCGCCGAGAGGAAGAUAGUGCAUCAGUAAAUCCGAUUACUGACAAUGAAGGUGGGAAUAGAUGUCACGAGGGAGCAGAGAGUGGACAGACCACAGCACGGGGAAUGAAACAUCAUGGACAAGAAGUAGUAGGGAAUGGGCAAAGACUGGGAGGAAUUUCAGUUUUUCAACAGGAAGUUGCAGAGAGUUCCAGAUAUCAGAGGCAGGAAGUAGCAGGGAGCAGCCAAAGAUUGCCAGGGAGUGUAAGAUACAUGGGGCAGGAGGCAUCUGGCAGUGGACCGAGAGUGGCAGUAAACUCUAAAUUUGAAGCACUGUGUGUGGGAGAUACUGCCCAAGAGGUGGCAGGAAGUUCUAGGUUUGAAAUUCAAGAGGGAACAGGGAGUGGUCAUGGCGUUACAGGAAGUAUGAAGUGUACAGGUAUUCUGCAGAUAGGAGUAGAUGGUCAGGAGGUACCAGUGAGUUCUAGAUUUGAGGUGCAAGAGAGGACUGAGGCAGAACAAGCAGAAAGUGUGAGGUAUCAGCUGCAGGAAGCAACAGAAAGUACACUCACACCAUCCACACACAAAUAUGCUACACAGAGUCAGGACAGUGGGCCACCUUCCAGAAAUUCCCCAAAGAGACCGGAGCCAGCUGGCAGCACACAGGGUGCACCUGGAGCUUCUAGGUUUUCCUUACAAGCUCAAGAAACUACAGGUGCUAGCAAUCAGUCGCUGUCUGUUCCUAGAUUCUCUUUUCAAAAUCAGGAGGAAACCAGAAACACACAAGCAGUGUCAGGAAGCUCCAGAUACUCUUUACAAGCACAAGAACCCACUGGCAGUUCUACAGCAAUGUCAGGAACUUCAAGAUACUCCUUACAGAGCCCAGAACUAGCAGGAAACUCGCUAACCCAACCAGGUACUUCCAGGUAUUCCUUACAAGAACCUACAGGCAGUUUGCAUGGAGGACAAGCACGUUCCAGAUACUCUUUACAACUCCAAGAUCCUACUGGUAGUACUACUGCUCAGCCAGGUCCAUCCAGAUAUUUUUUGCAGAGCCCAGAGUCUGCAGGAAAUUCUGCUGCAUUGCCUGGCACAUCCAGAUACCAUAUACAUAGCCCCGAUUCACCCCUAACCAAGCAGAGGGAGGAGGGUGAAUGUGCCAAAUCUGAAUUAACAGUCACAACUACCACUCAGCCUGGCAUGGAGGUGACCACUGCCCCAAGUCCUUGUAGUUCCACUGGCAGUGAAAAUCACCCAGCAUCUGGUGUUACAGUGAAGAUAGAAGCCAUUGUAAUAUCAGAUGAAGAGUGUGAAAGGGGGGUAGGCAAUUUUAAACGGCGUGGUUUUGAUGAGGAAGAGGAAGGUGAAGAUGAAUCGGGUUAUCUACCCUAUCAUAUGAUUGCAGUGCCAGGUGGACACCACCCAGGCUAUGGAAGCCUCCUACCACCUUCCAUGCACCCAGAGGCCAUGUACUUACAAGAUUUUGAGGGGCACCCAGGAUUUCCCCUUUUUCCAGAAGAUGUGCCCACCUGCAAAACAUGUGGAAAAACAUUCUCAUGCUCUUACACGCUUAGACGGCAUGCCACAGUGCACACUCGUGAACGUCCAUAUGAAUGUCGUUACUGUUUGCGUAGCUACACGCAAAGUGGGGACUUAUACAGGCACAUCCGUAAGGCACACAGCCAGCAGGAACCAAGUGCCAAGAAACCAAAAGGGGACAUGGAGCCAGCACCCCCUAGCCUUCCUUAAAAAUGAACAUAAAGACCUUUACCAUUCAGCUGCAUUAGGGGCCUAACUUUCUGAGUGACAGGAAGUACUGUGAGCAUGUCACCAAUCAGGCCAGUGAGAAAGGAUCAUUUUGUUCUGAACUGAUUUAAUUUAUUCCAAGUUAAUGUAUUUUGUAUAUUAGACUUGCCUCAUUAAGUUACUAGUCCUUGUUCUCAUAACAAGGAGAUAAACUAUUUUUUAUUUUUACGGUUUCCCCACUGUUAAAGCUGAUGUGUCACCUUAAACCAGUGUACCUUUUAAUAGCAACAUAAAAAACCUGUAUGUACAUUUUAUUAACAAACGUACUUUACAAAGCUUUUGGAUUAAUUUUCAGACUUGUUCCUAUUUCCAUCUGGUGCAUGUGAUUUUCUGUUUAUUUCUUGUGAUUUGUUUUAAAACUGGUGCAGAAAAAAAAAGGAAAAUAUGUGACUUUGAAUAUGCACACCUUUUUUAAUGAGUUUCACAAUUUAUAGUUUUGUUUAAAUCUGCUAUAAAGAUAUCUUAAUUAGAAAGUCCAGACAUUUUUAAAAUAGCAUACAGUGUCUAAUCUAUCAAUGUCAGCGUUUUGGUGUUUUUUAUAAUUUAUUUAUUUAAAGGGACUCUCCAAUUACUGUAAUAUCUACAGCUUAUUAUAGUAGUUAUGGCACAAGGAAACUAUGGGCGAGUCCCUCUUGUCAAACCUUUUUGAGCAGGAUUCGUUAAAAACUGAAGUAUUUCUUACACCAAAAACCCUCUGUUUCUGCUGUGAUAAUCAUAUUUCUCACGUUCUCAUUGUUUAUCCAAAAUAUUUAUAUGGGUAAGCAAGAUUUGGCUGUGCCGAAUCGCUGUUAAAUGGUUACUGCAACCCUAAAACAAUUUUUAUUUUUUUAAAUUUUUUUUAUUUCUUAGUUUACAAUGCCCUAUAGGGCAAUACUAUCACGUCCCCAGCUUUGCAAACCUUGUUAAAAACUUUUUUUAAAGAGUCUAUUUAAUUAGCAGGGAGAGAUGGGAAGGAGCACACACUGGGAGGGUAAAACUGUCAGAGCAUCUGCAAGGGAGAAGAUUUUUACAUCUCUUCCCAGCGCGCUGUGCACUCUGAUGACAUGCUCAGAUUUGAUAUAAGGCGAGCCAGAACAGAGUUCUAGGUUGCCUAAAUCACGUGUGAUGGGGGUGCAACUAGCAAUAAUUAACAAUCACUGAGUGUGUUCAGUGUUUAAAAAAAUAAAUCCUGCACACACAGACUCUCACCACCAUGACCACUUCAAAUCACUGAAGUGGUCAUGGUGAGUGGAGUAACCCUUUCGAUCUGUGUUAAUGUGAAUACUAAUCGGAUUGGGACAGAUUAUCUAAAAUGUAGGCGGAAAAUGGGGUGUGCUUUUAGUUGCCUAGAGUGGGCAUUUGUAUCCAUAGCCUUCUUGUGUCAAGACCGCUUUAAUACCCUGGAGAUCUCUUAAGGUGACAUGGCGGCUUUAAUAUGAACCCAAUUAUCUAUAGUUUGAUUUUAUUCUUUUUGUAAUAGCAAGGUGAGCUUGGAGCAAUGUCAACAUAAAAAUAUCUGUAAACAUUACAUUCUGGUGUGCUUUCAUUUCAGUGCAUCAGCAAUGACCGCAUUACAUGAUCUCUUGACCAACUGUCAUUAAACAAUGUCUUUUAUUGAGUCAGUGUGUUUUUUUUUGUUUUUUUUUUGUGUUUUGGGGAUUUUGUCAUAUUCCCACGAAAAUAAAAAAAU